This is a messenger RNA of Culex pipiens pallens (northern house mosquito), 841 nucleotides long. RefSeq lists its product as uncharacterized. Bases 56 to 682 code for a protein of 208 amino acids. The record is from RefSeq and is a predicted model, not a curated record. Lineage: Eukaryota; Metazoa; Arthropoda; Insecta; Diptera; Culicidae. The transcript is spliced from 2 exons.
GAGUUGAUCACUCUUUUGUCAAGCAAACUGUUUGCAGCGUCACCUGAUAACUAGGAUGAAGCUUUUGGUAUUGCUACUGUUGGUUUACGUUACAGCUGCCGAUGAAACGCCAGGAUUUUUCAUUAAACUGUCCAAAAGCGUCCCUCGUAUUGGACGUCGAGGUGAUUUUGAAAACUUCUUCCUGAAGCAGUCAAAAAGUGUUCCCAGGAUUGGGCGACGCGGUGGUUUCUUGACAGAACCAGCGAAUCCCUCCGAGAAUGCCAACAACUGGUUCGAGCGGUUGAUGCGUCCUUCGAAACGGCUGGUUGAAAACGGUCAACCGGCUGAAAAUGGCAAAAUCUACAGCAAAGUUCGACCACUAGAUCUACAUCACAUCAUCGAUAUCCUUUCGGACGACCUGUUCUUCGGAUCGGACCUAAAGUUCAUAUCCUGGGACGUGCUGGACAAAGCCCUCGAGGAGGAUCCCGAUCUGAUGGCCAAGUUGGGUUCGCUGGCACGUGACAAGGAGGUACACCAGCUGAAACAGCUGCUGAGUGAGAAUAAGAGUGAACUUAUUCAGUACGUUCCACUCGAGGGAGGUGCAGCGGAUGUCCAUUCCAACAAGGCCUAUAUUUAUCGCACCGAUAGAGAGGACCAGAGCAACGCCCAGCUCGGCAAGGAGAAGAUCGAGUAUCAACAGUGAUGAAAGUGCCAAUUGAUGAACGAAACCUGCUACAAUGUAUCAACGAACGAAAUAUGCAUCUGCUUUAAUGAAUAUUCAUCUCCUGUGUAGUGUUGAGCGAAAAGCUUUUUAAUUUUUAAGGUUUGGCCCUCUGAAUCUAGACAAUAAACGGAAAAUGUA